AUGACGGGGAAAAAGAAAGAGAAUGAGUGGAAUUUAAAAGAUGCACUAAACAAAGUGCUAGUUUGCAAAGUAUUAUUUUGGUUAUACUUAUCUUCUGAGAAGUCAAAGACAUGUAAUAAUAAUAAUAAUAAUAAUAAUAAUAAUAAUAAUAAUAAAAAUAAUAAUAAUUUACUUUAUUCCAAAAACAGUACUUGUGAUACAGAAUGGAAUUUUCAGCAUUAA
Trichobilharzia szidati is the source of this 222-nucleotide messenger RNA. Lineage: Eukaryota; Metazoa; Platyhelminthes; Trematoda; Strigeidida; Schistosomatidae. The record is from the annotation of a GenBank genome assembly.